Messenger RNA from Onychostoma macrolepis, 6038 nucleotides. It is a transcript of the gene mmrn2a, whose product is annotated as multimerin 2a. Lineage: Eukaryota; Metazoa; Chordata; Actinopteri; Cypriniformes; Cyprinidae. Bases 67 to 3237 code for a protein of 1056 amino acids. The transcript has 8 exons. Gene Ontology annotation, molecular function: protein binding. The record is from RefSeq and is a predicted model, not a curated record.
ACAAGACACCAGAGAGCAACGGCUUUACAACAUCUUGUUCUCUCGUGUUUGUAGCGGUUUGUAGAUAUGGUGGUGCUGAGGUUGGCCGUGCUACUCCAGGGGCUGCUUCUCGCAGCACGAUGUGAGGUUAGAGCCAGAGACCCGGAGCUAGAAGAGGAGGAUGAGCUGAAGGACAUGUCAGAUGGUGGUGGCUGGGACCACAGAGUUCCACUGGUUGGGUUUGGAGCACCUCAUCAUGGUCAAGGACUAAACAGGCAGAGCCCUGAUGUGUAUGGAUCUGUCCACCAUCCACUCGGUCAUGGACACCGUGGUCCCACUCCUGGACAUGUUUCUCCAGACGUGCCUGAGGGAACAGGGGACCCAUCAGAGCCAUCAGCUCGGGGCUCUUUACUCCGCACUGGGAAUUGGUGUGCGUUUGUUCACAAGCGUGCUGUUACUGUGGCAGUAUCCUGUGGAACUGAGAAGUACACCAUCAAGUCCCAGAGUCCCUGUCCUAACGGCACCCCAGACUGCCAGCUAGUCAUGUACAAGCUGUCCACUCGGCCAGUGUACAGACAGAAGGAGAAAAUCUUCACUGCACUGCUGUGGCGAUGCUGCCCUGGGCAUGCUGGGAAAGACUGUGAGGAGACAGUCACAGAUGGCCACGUCUCAGAAUCUGAAGACCCCAGCAUGGCAGGCACAGCACACACAGGGGGACAUGAAGCGACAAACAGACGACAUAAACUAACUCAGGAGAACAGAGAGCAGAAUGAUUACCAAAUGUUUGGAGGUCCAUUGUAUGAAGCUCAACAACCUGAUGUAGAGAAUCAAACUGCAGCAGAGCCCACUGAUGACUAUGAGCACAGCCGUCAUGCUGGCCAUGACCACUUUGAGAGGAGAGAUUCUCAUGCUGAAAAUGAAGGUGUUCCUCAACCUGAAACACCUUACCUUCACCAUGGGCUCCUACCAAUCUUGAAAGAGGCUGUGAUGUCUCAGCUGCAACCUGUGUUGGACAGUUUCAAUCUAACCCUGGAACGGCUUUCUCAGGAGGUGCAGGGUUUGCAGCAGGACAUGGCCCAACUCCGACAUGAACAGGGGCAGGGGAGGGUCACAGAGCCUCUGGAGGUUGGUGGUGAGGAGCACAGUCCACAGGAGUCUGUUGAGGCAGAGUUGAGAGAGAGUUUACAGAAGCUUCAGGAAGUGAAAGCUCAGUUUCGCAACCACCGCGAUGAGGUAGAAGCGAGGCUCCACGCGCAGCAAACCAUGCUGCACUACAACCUGACGAAUUUCAAGACAGACAUAGAUGUCAAACUCAAACGUAACCAAAAGAUGUUACAGGUGAAUCUCCACUCCCUGAACACAUCAAUGUCUGAAGUGCGGCAGGAGCAGGAGAGGCUGGACGAAGAACUUCAGAAGAUUUGGCCUGAAAAGACAACCAAUCCUGUACAGAGUCAGUCUUAUGAGAGCACAGCUGUUUGGGAGGCCAUCACACGUCUGGACAACAAAGUCGUCAACAACACAGUGAGACUUAGUGGCUUGACUGAAGGCCAUGAACAAGUGACUGCAAACAUUAAGGACCUCCAGAAUGGUUGGAGUGAUCUGGACAAGAAAAUAGUCCAGACUGGCCUCAAUAGCCAGGUUCAGUUUAUGGAGACCGGUUUAGAGGUGGAAGCAGCCAAGGUAGAAGUUCUUGACCGCAUUAAUGAACUGAACAGCAACAUCAGUGUUCUACAAAUCACCCUGCAGGAGAUGGAGACUGAUGUCGACAAUCUCUAUACAGACUAUUACAAGAAUAUAAGUUCGGCAAGUGGGGAUUGUGACUGUAUCGCACUUGCAGCAUCAGUGACCCAGUUGGAAGAAACUGUAGCUAAUGUGAAGGAGAUAGCGAAUGAAAAUAAGUUGGCCCGUGAGCGUGAGGCUCAGGAGAUGUUAGACAGUCUGGCUUGGAUUCCAACUGUGGAAGACCUGAAACUAGGGCUACUAAAUGUGCAAAAGUCUCUUGCUUUUGAACAGGAAAAGAGCAGAAUGUUACAGCACAAUGUGACGCAACUCCAGGCCUCUCUCCUGGGCAGCCAGCAGGACAUCGAAACACUCCAAGAGCAUGAUAGGGCCAAGGUCGAGAAGAUCCAGCAGCUACAUAGCAUUUUCACAACCUUGCUUCAGGAUGCCGUUCGUCACUCAGAGAUACUUGAGCUUUUGCUUGGGGAAGAGGUGUUGGAGUUCAUGCCGUGGUCUCCUGAGGAAAAAAGGCAUUUCUCUAUACCAGAAUUGAGGGAAAGCAUCAGAGAUAUGCAAGAGCAGAUCAAUGGACACAGUCGCAGCUUGGCCUCAAUGCUGAACUCUGCUACCCCUGAGGUGACGGCAGCAGAUGAGCCCUCAGUGCUUUCAGACUGGGCCUCGGUGGGCAUCAAAAGGAGACGUGGGGAUGAAAGGUUUGACCUUUCCGAGGAGCUGCCAGAGUACUCUGAUAAUGACUUCUGGACUUUAGAGAAAAUGGUGAAAGAACUUGGAGCUGACAUUAAACAGCUUGAGGAACAUCGUUGUCCUUCUUGCUGCAACUGCACUAAAACUGCUGCCACUGGUGGUGUGGAGGUGAAACUGCAGUCCGAGGUGGAUACUUUGCGUAAGGACCUUAAGACCCACCUUGGAGUUUUUAACAGCAUUUUCAGUAAUACAGAGGGACUUACUGGCUCUGAGGUGUCUGUGGAUUUGCAUAAACUGUCAGCUUUGAUGAAGAGAAAGGAAGCAAAACAGCAAAACAGGAAACAAAUGAAGAGAGCAGAUAACAGAGCUGUUCAGACAGGAGAACGAGUGAAUUACCGCAUCAAAAGGGAUGCAUCACUGGAGUCUGCAGUGCUUCGUCAGCUCCCAGAUAGUCCAAUUAUGUUCCUGGCCAGCACUACAGAAGGUGCUAACGGAUCUGGCACUGUACUUUUUGAAAGUGUGUCCCUAAAUCAUGGACAGUUAUACUCACCAAAAACAGGCAUAUUUCGUGCUCCUACUUCUGGCGCUUACCUCUUUGUGGUGACACUUGACUUUGGACCAGGCCCAUCUCUGGCUCAAUUAAAGAGAGGUGGAGAGGUAGCUGCCUCCUUGCGGCAGAACCCGAGGAAGUUGGGGGCACCUGCAACACGUGUCUGCAUCCUGCAGAUGGAGCAAGGAGAGGAACUCCGUCUAGAGCUGGUGCAGGGAACUAUAGAGCGCAACAACCCACAAGAUAACACGUUUGCGGGUCUACUAAUGCUGCAGACCACCUGAGAACAUGCAACUAACUAAAGGUGCAAAAGGACUGCUUUUUUUGCACUGAGCACCACUUAAAUUUCUCUUUCAGAAUCUGAGAGACUACAAUAACUGCUAGUAAUUGUGACAGGUUGACAUUGAGCACUGUUUUCAAGUAGCAAGAUUUAGAAGAUGCGUCCCUACUUGGUGGAAUACAAGUCUUAUAUUUGGUUUCAGUGCAACAACCACGAUAUUCCUUAUAAGCCCUAAGAAAGAUGUCAAGAUGUACUUUUUCAAUUCAUACAAAACAAACAAACAAAAUAACUCACAGAAAAAAAAAGUGUGUACUAAAAUUAUAUUUUUUAAAAGAUUACAUGGACAAAUAUUAUACAGAGUUUGAGGCCUAAUCAUAAGGCACCCUUUCAGCAUGGGGCUGAAUAAAACAAAAAAACAUUUUUCCAAAUUAAGACAGGUUGUUUAAUAUAUUAUAUAGCGAUGGGCUGGGUGAUACUAUAGUACAGGCGUAUAUACAGUAAGGUAACAGUCUUUUCAACAUACUUAACUCAAAUUACAGGGAGGAGGUGCAUUCUUAGUUUUUGGAUGAAGUACAGAAGCAAAAUUCAGUAUUUGGGGAAAUGCAGACAAAAUUAUUGAAAUGAAAAAGAUGAGAUUAUUCUGGUAUAGCCAAGAGAUGAUUCCUCUUUCUUUAAUUGAUUCCUCUUUCUGACUUAACGUUUUAAAAUCCCUUUCAGCCACAGAAAAGCAUUUGAUGUAGAUGAUCAAUUUCACAGAUUCAGAUUUCUUGUAUAGUAAGAGCAACAAAUGUAUACCAAAUGUAUUUUCAUAUACACCAAAUCUAGUGUUUCUCUAGCAUACUGUACUGUAUGCUGAAUUUAUCCACUCUGAAGUGAGAUAAUGUUUCCUUUAAAAGUUCUAUUAUUUAUUUUCAGAAUAUUUUAAAUACUUUUGUAUUAAGCAUGUCAGUAACCUUGGCAUAUCGUUUUAAUCAAGAUGCCCUUUUGGCAUUUCCAGGCAUACUGUUCUGAAAGUAUUGUGACAAAGCACCUUAGUCUGGCACAUUGUAUAUUCACACAUCCUGUCUUUAAGGGUCCAGAUAAUGGUGGAAAGAACUAUUGUGAAUUGUUCUGUUACAAUUACAAAUCACAUUGGUCUUUUCAAUGGCACUGAGAAUAAUAAUAAAAAUUUAAAAAUUAAAAAAAAAAAAAAAAGAAUUCUGCGUUUUCUAAAGAAUAAUAAAAUUAAAUCUGCAUGGGAGUUCUGGAAACAUGUUAUGCAACAAUGUGUGUUUUGGAUCGUACCAGUUACCAAGACUGUAUUUUGGCAGCCCUUACUGAAAUAUAAAGCACUGAUGACUAACAGAUGUUUCAGUCGUACCCUUCACCUUCAGCCUCCUCAUAAACAUAAACACAGUUCAAACACAAGAUUCAUAAUAUUGGCAAGGACAUAUGGUCAGAAUAUCACCAAAUCCUCGAAAGUCACAUUCAUAGUAAUCCGUACCAAAAAACCUGCGCCCAGCAUCUCUUAAAUAAAGUGAACUCAGGAAUGUAUCAACCUAUCCCCAACAAACACUACACUGAGUUUGGCAACUUUGAAGGGGUGUUCAUACGGACCGCAGUCCAGUAAGAAAUCACUGCUAAGAGGAGAUCCACUCGGCCUGUCAGUAUGAAGAGUUUUCUUUCCUAAUUAAAAUGAGAUGUAUCGGCAGCUGGUUCACUUUAUGAAACUAUAUGGUCAAAGGCUUGCACACUGGGAAUGUUUUCUAUUUUGAGGAUCUUAAAAAUAGCAUGCUUUAAAAACGCAAACAAUGUGACCCUGGACCACGUGUCAAGUGUCAAUUUUCUCAAAAUUGAGAUUUAUACAUCAUCUGAAAGCUGAACAAAUAAGCUUUCCAUUGAUUUCUCCUUUGGAUUGUUAGGAUCGGACAAUAUUUGGCCAUGAUACAACUAUUUGAAAAUCUGGAAUCUGAGGGUGCAAAAAUCUCAAAAUAUUGAGAAAAUCGCCUUUAAAGUUGUCCAAAUGAAAUUCUUAGCAAUGCAUAUUACUAAUCGAAAAUCAAGUUUUGAUUUAUUUACAGUAGGAAAUUUACAAAAUAUCUUCAUUUUUUUUUACUUAAUGUCCUAAUGAUUUUUGGCAUAAAAGAAAAAUCAAUAAUUUUGACCCGUACAAAUGUGUUUUUGGCUAUUGCUAUAAAUAUACCCCAGUGACUUGAGGCUGAUUUUGUGGUCCAGGGUCAAAUUUAUGGUUUAGGCAACAACCAUUUUGACAACUGCAUCUACUGAAAAAGCAGCAUGCACCUCUUUACCUUUAACCUUCCGUGGGGGAUGAGAGAAGAACUUCUGCCACACAUCAGAUAGUCUACAACAGCUCUUAACUGGACGAGAUUAUAUUGAUAGCAUAUUGUUUUGCUCUGUUGUCAGUUCAUCUAUUACUAUAAUAUAUUACACAUCAUACAUUAAAUCACAGUAUGCUUUACACAGAUUCCAUGAGAAGUCAACAGCAUUUCAUCCAUAUGGCAGGAAGUUUAUCCCAGAAUCUAAAGAACAUAUGCAGAGUAACUUGAGUGUAUUUUAAGGCAGUGGGGUUUACGUCAAUCUUUCCCACUCUACUGUUUCAGUCUGUUGCAGUAAUCCUCUGAUCCAAGUUUGCAACGGCACAGCUUUCACAGAAAGCAGCAAAGGCACCAUUGUCUAAUCCAGCAGAGAAAGAGAGCUUGCUAUAUUUCAUAGUUAGCUGUGUUAGAUGUCACCAUCACUGACUCUCCUCCUCCUCUGUGAAGGGGACAAUGAUGUCAAAGACGAAAUAAAAGCCACUCAGAUUUU